UGGAGAGUAAAGCCGGCCCGUUGCUGCCGCCUCUGAUGAGUCCACCCCAUCCCCGCCCUCCGGCACACAGCCCGCGCAGAGGCCUUGGGACCCCCGGCCCAGCGCUCGGAAGCCGCCGCUGUCGCGAGUCCGCCGACCUCGCGGACCUUUUCUCCGCGGGCCAUGUUUCCGGGCGGAUCGCGCGCUGAGGAACACGUUGGGGCCGAGGUUCGCGGGACUUGAAAGAGGACGGGCGGGAGCCACCAUGGCCGGGCAGCGCCUCCCGGUCCCCCGGCUCGACGGCGUUUCGCAGGAGCAGUUCGUGCAGCACCUCUACCCGCAGAGAAAACCUCUGGUGUUGGAAGGAAUUGAUUUGGGGGCGUGUACAAGCAGAUGGACAGUGGAUUACCUGAGUCAAGCCGGGGGGAGGAAAGAAGUGAAGAUUCAUGUCGCUGCGGUUGCCCAGAUGGACUUCAUUAGUAAGAACUUUGUGUAUAGAACAUUACCUUUUGACAAGUUGGUUCAGAGAGCAGCUGAAGAAAAGCAUGAAGAAUUCUUUAUUUCAGAGGAUGAGAAGUACUACUUACGGUCACUUGGGGAAGACCCUAGAAAGGAUGUUGCAGAUAUCAGAAAGCAGUUUCCUUUAUUGGAAAGAGAUAUUAAGUUUCCAAAAUUCUUCAAAGAGGAGCAGUUCUUUUCCAGUGUUUUUCGAAUUAGCUCACCAGGAUUACAACUUUGGACCCACUAUGAUGUAAUGGAUAACUUCUUAAUACAAGUGACAGGAAAAAAGCGUGUUGUGCUAUUCAGUCCUCGAGAUGCCCAGUAUUUAUAUUUAUCAGGUACUAAAUCAGAAGUACUGAAUAUAGAUAACCCAGACUUAGAUAAAUAUCCACUGUUUUCUAAGGCUAGAAGGUAUGAAUGUUCCCUUAAAGCUGGAGAUGUAUUAUUCAUUCCUGCGUUAUGGUUCCAUAAUAUAAUUUCUGAAGAGUUUGGAGUGGGAGUGAAUGUCUUUUGGAAGCACCUUCCGUCUGAAUGCUAUGAUAAAACAGAUACCUAUGGAAACAAAGAUCCUACAGCAGCAUCAAGAGCUGCACAAAUUCUGGACAGAGCCUUAAAAACACUGGCUGAAUUACCAGAGGAAUACAGGGACUUCUAUGCACGGCGAAUGGUCUUACACAUUCAAGACAAAGCCUACAGCAGAAACUUUGAGUAAAUCAUGAAAUGCAGCUCUUCUCAGAUACUUGUGAAUAGAUUAUAUAGUUAUUCUUUGGCAACAGUUUGGGGGCUUGACCUGAGAAAGAAAGGAAUUUUUUCUUCUGCCAGCAAAACUUCUGUCUGCACUGCUUGCUACAUAGAUAAGCGAUACAAAAGAAGACUAAUGAUGAACAGGUGGACAGCAGAGCGUAAUAUAGAAAUGGAAUACUAUAAAGUCAAAGAAUGAGGCAGUAUAUGUAUGUACUGGCAAGGAAUUUUCCCAAGGUAAUUAAAUGAGAAAAAGGUUUGAAACUAUGGGUAUAGUAUGCUGCCAUUUGUGUAAAACAAAGGUAUGCUGUACCUAAACAUUUAUUUGUAUAUGCAUAGAAUUAUCUCUGCAAGGAUACACAAGAAACCGGUGAUAGUGAUUGCCUCUGAGAAGAGGUUAGAUAAGUAGGUGGGUGGACUGGAAUCUGUACUUGUGUAUUACAUGAAUUUUUUUUGCCCCUUUAUAUAUCAAAAUAAAUUUUAAAAAUACAUGUGUAGAUUGUAAUUAUUAGCUUUUCAUGAACGUUAAUAAAAUUUGUCUUGGUUUGGAAUUCUAUUUAUUCAGUAAUUAAUUU
Diceros bicornis minor is the source of this 1796-nucleotide messenger RNA. It is a transcript of the gene TYW5, whose product is annotated as tRNA-yW synthesizing protein 5. Bases 245 to 1192 code for a protein of 315 amino acids. The record is from RefSeq and is a predicted model, not a curated record. Gene Ontology annotation, molecular function: 2-oxoglutarate-dependent dioxygenase activity; tRNA binding. The transcript is spliced from 9 exons. Gene Ontology annotation, biological process: wybutosine biosynthetic process. Lineage: Eukaryota; Metazoa; Chordata; Mammalia; Perissodactyla; Rhinocerotidae.